Bombus pascuorum is the source of this 619-nucleotide messenger RNA. RefSeq lists its product as uncharacterized. The record is from RefSeq and is a predicted model, not a curated record. Bases 19 to 534 code for a protein of 171 amino acids. NCBI's taxonomy places the organism in Eukaryota, Metazoa, Arthropoda, Insecta, Hymenoptera, Apidae. The transcript has 3 exons.
ACCGUUAUAUAUCAGCAGAUGCUUAAAAAAAUAGAAACCGAACGGCAGCAGAAGUUACUUGAAAAUUUGGCAAAUAUGAAAUGGAAAAAAGUAAUACGGCAGGCACAAAUACGCAAAAAGCAGGAAGAUAAAUAUCGUCAAAAACAGAAAUUAUUUCGUAGAAAACACGUUGAAACGAUUAAACGAACAGAUGCGAUAGUAAAAUCUAAUUGUGAUAGCAUCCAUGAAGCACAAAUUAUCAAUGAAUGUGUUUUGUAUACGCCGAAAAAUCAAAAAGAAAUAAAAUUAGAUAAAGAAAAGAGAAUCGCAUCGAAUAUUAUGCAGGAAUCAAAACUGAAUAGUGCAGCAAGUAACGGUCGAAAGAAUAAAACAGUUUUGAUGGAGGAUUCUAUGGAAAACAUUAAAUUCUAUUUUUGGUUAAAUCAAUUGAAUUGUGCUCUUCAUAAGAAGUAUUUACGCGAACGCCGACAUCUUGUACGAUCAUUUUAUUGUCAACCUUUCUAUUAUGGGAGUGCAACACCUUAUAUCAAAUAAUUAUGAUUAUAAACGCAUAUUUCAAAUCUUUUAUGUCAUUCGUCUAUGGAAAAUGUACUGGUGAAAUUACAUAUAAAACUUCAAA